CUUAAAGAGCAAAAAACCAAAAAACAAACUAGUUUGAUCAUUGAUGCUUGUCUGAGUGUGCGUGUCAGUGAGUGGAGCCGGAGUGAAAGACUGAAAAAUGGACAAGCCUCUGCUAUUCGGAGAAAGCAGCAACGGCGGUGGAAGGAGAGAUCCGUUAUAUCGUCGCUCUGAAGCUAUUACUUACGGCUCUUCUUACCAGAAAGCAGCUGCCCUCGUCGAUCUGGCUGAGGAUGGUGUUGGUCUACCUGAGCAAAUUCUUGACAAAUCAAGCUUUGGAAGUGCUGCAAAGUUCUACUUCAUCUUUAUUAAAUUCGAUCUCAUUUGGACCCUUAAUUACUUUGCAUUGAUUGUCCUAAAUUUUUUUGAGAAGCCUUUGUGGUGUUUAAGGAGUAGUUCAUAUUCUUGCAGUGAUAGGGAAUACUUUUUUCUUGGGCAGUUGCCUUACUUGACUUCCACAGAGUCUCUUAUUUAUGAGGUUGUGACUCUCCUUCUCCUCAUGAUACAUACUUUUUUCCCUAUUUUCUAUGAAGGGUCCCAUAUCUAUUGGAAACGCCCUCUUAAUCAGUUAAAGGUCAUUUCCCUCUUAAUAUUGGUGACAGAUUUACUGGUUUAUGCUCUCUAUUUGUCUCCGGUAGCCUUGACAUCUCUUCCAUUGAGGGUUGCGCCAUAUGUCAGAGUUAUUAUUUUCAUCCUCAACAUUAGGGAAUUACGAACAAGCAUCCUCAUUUUGGCUGGAAUGAUCAAAACAUACUUGAAUGUCUUGGCUUUGUGGCUGCUAUUUCUUCUUUUUGCCAGUUGGGUAGCAUAUGUCAUGUUUGAAGAUACACAAGAGGGUAAAUUGGUAUUUACCUCAUAUGGUACCACGUUGUAUCAGAUGUUUGUUUUAUUCACCACAUCCAACAACCCAGAUGUAUGGAUACCUGCUUACAAGGCUUCGCGUUGGUAUUGCCUUUUUUUCGUCCUCUAUGUCCUGAUUGGGGUUUACUUUGUCACAAAUUUAAUCCUUGCUGUUGUAUAUGACAGCUUCAAAAGUGAGCUUGCAAAACAAGUCUCUGAGAUGGAUCGAACAAGAAGAACUAUGUUGUGUAAAGCCUUUGAUCUCAUUGAUGAUUAUAAAGUUGGGUUCCUCAACAAGGAGCAAUGCAUUCAUCUGUUUGAAGAACUGAACAAGUACAGGACUUUGCCAAAAAUAUCAAGGGAAGAAUUUGAGUUAAUAUUUGAUGAGCUGGAUGAUAGUCAUGACUUCAAGAUCAACUUGGAUGAAUUUACUGACCUUUGCAACGCCAUUGGUCUAAGAUUCCAAAAGGAGGAUUCUCCUUCUUUGCUUGACAGAUUUCCAAUCUACCGUUCACCUUUCUCUGAAAAUUUGAAAGCUUUUGUUCGGAACCCCAUAUUUGGAUACAUAGUAUCCUUCAUUCUCAUACUGAAUCUGUGUGCAGUUAUUAUUGAGACAACGCUUGAUAUUGAAAACAACUCUGGUCAGAAGGUGUGGCAGGAGGUUGAGUUUGUCUUUGGGUGGAUAUAUGUACUGGAAAUGGUACUGAAAGUAUACGCCUAUGGAUUUGAAAAUUAUUGGAGGGAUGGGCAGAAUCGCUUUGAUUUUCUCAUCACAUGGAUAAUAGUUAUAGGAGAAACUAUAACUUUUGCAACUCCUGAUGGACUGGAUUUUUUUUCAAAUGGAGAAUGGAUUCGCUACCUUCUUCUUGCCAGAAUGCUAAGAUUGAUAAGGCUCCUGAUGCAUGUUCGAAGUUACCGAGCUUUUGUUGCCACAUUCUUAACCCUCAUACCAAGUUUAAUGCCAUAUCUUGGGACCAUAUUUUGUGUCCUAUGCAUCUAUUGCUCACUUGGUGUACAGAUCUUUGGUGGGAUCGUCAAUGCUGGGAAUUCCAAUCUAGAUGGAACAGAUCUCAGUGAUGAUGACUAUUUGCUUUUCAAUUUUAAUGAUUACCCAAAUGGAAUGGUGACACUUUUUAACUUGCUAGUUAUGGGAAAUUGGCAAGCCUGGAUGCAGAGCUACAAAGAAUUAACUGGAACUUCGUGGACCCUUGUAUAUUUUAUCAGCUUCUACCUAAUUACUGUAUUGUUACUUUUGAAUUUGGUUGUCGCUUUUGUCUUGGAGGCAUUCUUUGCUGAAAUGGAUCUUGAGACGUCAGGGAAUUGUGAAGAAGAUGACAAGGAUGCUGGAUCAGGAAAAUAUCGAAGAAGACUUGUUGGCACGAAGACUCGUAGUCAAAGAAUUGAUAUUCUACUACAUCACAUGUUGAGUGCGGAGCUGGACAAGGGCCAGUCCUCGCCCUCCUCCACUCCAUAGUUUGGAUCUCAUUUCUUCUUCUGGUGCACCAGCAUGUCAUGUUUGGAAGUGUUCCAACUCGGUGAGUAAUUGAUCAAUGUACAGCCAAGCUGCAUUCGAAAAUCAUUAUCCUUGUAACUUGGUUUUCUGGUUCUGCUGUGGAGUUGUUAUAUAUAUUUGUGUUGGGUAGGAUUUGUACCAGAUCUGGUU
Molecule: messenger RNA, 2500 nt
Organism: Theobroma umbraticum
Lineage: Eukaryota; Viridiplantae; Streptophyta; Magnoliopsida; Malvales; Malvaceae
Source: RefSeq, a predicted model, not a curated record